Parasteatoda tepidariorum (common house spider) is the source of this 1198-nucleotide messenger RNA. RefSeq lists its product as uncharacterized. The record is from RefSeq and is a predicted model, not a curated record. Gene Ontology annotation, cellular component: trans-Golgi network. Lineage: Eukaryota; Metazoa; Arthropoda; Arachnida; Araneae; Theridiidae.
UCACAAGUUCAGCCAAUUUAACUGCGCAUUCGCAAAACCGAAAAUAAUGAACGCAACGUUUCCUUACAACCACCCAGGAAAUGAGUUAUUUUGUUAAGUUUCAUUAUUUCUUAAUACCCUUCUGACCUCAUUAAAAUUAAAAGCAAGUAUCAUGCAUUUAAUUGUUGUUAUUUUAUCGGUAAUAAAUGCAGUCACUGGUGAACAGUGCACUCAAACUAGCAAUUGCGAAUGUAAAUUUACAAAUGGAAGUGUCAUAGAUCUGACCAGUUUGGGAUAUCAUCACGAAGCCAGGUUUAAACAUUUAACAGCUAAAUGUAAAAAGGACAACUUUAAAUACUACUACAAUCCCUGUUUUCCUUUUAACCUUGGUGGAUCGUGUAUUGAUGUAGCUGUUUGUCAAGUUCAAUUCUCUUCCACGCCCAAAAACAUCCAGCAUUGGGAUUGUGGCAACAAUAAUAAUGAAUUUAUAUGGAAUACAGAACGUAGCGCUUAUACUUUAGUGUAUACAGCACAUAAUCAUAGCGAUGAAAGGAAAACUAUUGUUGAACUUAAAUGUUCCAAGGAAGCAACAACACCAUUGUUAGAGGUUAGAGGAGAACUCCAAACGAGGGUUUACGAAAUGAGAUUAACAAGUAGAUGUGCAUGUCCUGAUCUUUGCUCUGAUGUUCCUGUUUCUGUUGGUUCUACAUUGAGAUUUCAUUUUGUUUUUAUUAUUUGUUUCAUGCUUCUCACUAUGAUAUUUCAACUGAUUUCUCGCAUUUAGUUCAUGAUGACUCUGUCUUUAGAAUAGUGGAAUGAGAGAUUGCAAAACUGAAACUGCCUAUGAAACAACCAAACUCUUUUUAGAGAUAAAAAUAGAAUGCAAAAAUAAAAAAAAAAAAUUAUAAAAAUUUCCUGAUUUGGAGAUUUAUUUUUAAGUUCUCUAUACCAAAAUAUUUUUAUAACAUAUGAGUAUCCGAAAAAUAUAAUUGUUUGCAAAUAAUAAGUAAUAAACUAUUACCAUACAUGCCUGUUGUUAAUUGUAAAAUUUGUACUCUCAAAACAACAGCGAGUGUUAAAACCAUGUUUGUGAACUGUUAAGAUAGAGUAUUUAAUCUAUUGUCAAUAACUUAACUGCUGUACUUUUUUUUAAUAACCAGUUUACUCUGAACAUAUACAAGAUCUUUUGUAACUGUUUUAAAUAAACUUAUACAGGGUG